Molecule: messenger RNA, 3207 nt
Organism: Bombina bombina (fire-bellied toad)
Lineage: Eukaryota; Metazoa; Chordata; Amphibia; Anura; Bombinatoridae
Gene: BHLHE41
Product: basic helix-loop-helix family member e41
Exons: 5
Coding region: 181-1452 (423 amino acids)
Biological process (GO): circadian regulation of gene expression; regulation of transcription by RNA polymerase II; anterior/posterior pattern specification
Cellular component (GO): nucleus
Molecular function (GO): RNA polymerase II cis-regulatory region sequence-specific DNA binding; protein dimerization activity; DNA-binding transcription factor activity, RNA polymerase II-specific
Source: RefSeq, a predicted model, not a curated record
GUCACUCGUAUGACUUUUUGCAGCCAUUUUUCCCCCUGCAAAGAAGAAGCAGCAGUGUAGAAGAGAGCAGGGGAGAGAGAGAGCUGUGACGGGGAACUGCUGAAGUCUGCAUGUGCACAGCUUUAGGGAGCUCUCCUAACACUCUCAGCCUGAGGAUUCAUACAAACAGCUGCUGCCAGCAUGGAUGAAGGGAUCCAUAGUUUGCAGGAAAGACAGUUACUGGAACACAGGGAAUUUCUUGGAAUGGAUUACCCCUCCCUCUAUGUCUGCAAACCCAAGAGAGGAAUCAAACGGGACGAGAGCAAGGAAACCUAUAAAUUGCCGCACAGACUUAUAGAGAAGAAGAGAAGGGAUCGGAUUAAUGAGUGUAUAGCUCAGCUGAAAGACCUCUUACCUGAGCAUCUCAAGCUGACAACACUGGGGCACUUGGAGAAAGCUGUGGUGCUGGAGUUAACUUUGAAACACUUGAAAGGUUUAACAGCCCUGACAGAGCAACAGCACCAGAAAAUCAUUGCUUUACAGAACGGAGAACGUUCCAUAAAGUCCCCUAUUCAGUCAGACCUGGAUGCUUUCCAUUCUGGUUUUCAGACCUGUGCCAAAGAAGUCUUGCAAUACUUAUCCCGGUUUGAGAGCUGGACAUCGAGGGAUCAGAGAUGUACCCAACUUCUCAAUCACUUACACACAGUUUCCAGCCAGAUUUUACCCAACCCUCAGCUGCUGUUGCAGCAGAUUCCCGGUGGCAAAGGUCCUCCAACAUCCCCCACCAGAGGAGCUCAGAAGGUAGAGAAGCAAACCAACUGUGUCCCCGUCAUCCAGAGGACGCAUAACUUAGAGCUAAGUGAGAACGACACAGAUACUGACAGUGGCUAUGGGGGAGAGGGAGAAAAGAUAGAAGGAAAAAGUGAUGGGCACGGCAGCAAUGGAUUGAGAAGCAGCGUGACCGUAAAGCAAGAACCAAUGGAUGAGCCUUCACCUAAGAGGUUUAAAGCAGACUGCUCCAGUGGGAGUGUAACCGGUGCAGAGCCCGUUGUGAGACCUGAUGCUGCCCUGCUCAGCUCUUUGAUGGGAUUUGGGGGUGCCCCCUUUGGACAGCAGGCACCAUUUUGUUUACCCUUUUACUUCAUCUCACCUUCUGCAGCUGCUGCAGCCGCUGCUGCCUACAUGCCCUUCUUAGACAAGGGGGGCUUGGAGAAGUACCUAUACCCAGCAGCUGCUGCCCCCAUACCCUUAAUAUACCCUGGGAUCCCUGCUCAGGCGGCUGGCACAUUCCCAUGCCUCUCCUCUGUGCUAUCCCCUGACAAGGUGGCAGGUUGCUCCUCCGCCAUGCUCCCUGAGCUAGCGUCUUCUCCUUUUCAGGCUGGGCCGCUGGCUGCAGUGGACAGAGCACUGUCUGAGGAUCUGAAUGAGCCCUUGCAAGACCUUUUGCAGCCUUCCAGAGAAAACUGUCCAUGAGAGACUUUAAAUAACAAAGAACACUGAAGCAAAAAAAAAAAAAUCAAAUUAAGGAAGCCUCUUAUUUUGUAGCACGUUAUGUCUGUAUUUGGAUCAACAUUAGGGUUGUAUACUGAUGGUAUUGUAUAUCACUAUCUUACUUAUUCUAUACAGUGCUGGAUGAGCCUUCUGAGGCCUGUGGUCCACAGUGCUACAGCCUCAACUACAGUGAAUGUGCUAUAUUCUUUAUUAAAGAAAGACAAGAAUAAAGCAGAUAACAGAUGCAAUAAACUAUAAACAGAACAACAACACAAGUUUGUUGUAUCUAUAGCUCUUGGAUAGUGGAUAAAAUAUUCCAUUCUUAAGCCCCGUGUGAAACAAGGUAUAAAAGAGUUUUCUUGCGCUAUGAAAUAGUACAAUGGUAAACUGGGCCAUAAACCAUAGAUUAUGAAUCAUUUCGUGCUCUUUACCUAAAUAUGGACUGAGAUUCAGUGCAGCACUACAAGGAAACUAAAUGGUCAAUUCAGUGAUUGACACUGAUCCAACUAAGCACUUAUUUUCGUGUGCAUCCUGAAAUCUUCAUUUUUCUAUCCUUGGAGAAGUCUGUGCCCAUGUAAGCGUGACCGCAAGUUACACAACUAAAUGUGUUACAGAAGAAGAAAAAAGCACUUUUUAAUCUUUUGUAGGAUCCUGUUUGAUUACUCUUAUGAAGUACCUGCAUAUCGUUUAAGAAGAAUAGCAAAUCAGAGUCCAAUUCUCAGACGUCCCUUUCAGUAUUUACUGCUGGAAAUGUCUCCCUCCUACUGGUCAGCAGCAGCAGGUGGGAAAUACAUGUAAAAUAAAAGUACCUCGCUAGUCAAUGUGCACUUAGUAAUUAGUUCAGGAGAGACUUUGGUUGAGCUUGUUAUAUAAGAGGUAUAAUUAUACUAGAUUUGGCAGCGUACUACAGUGUACUCUCAGCUCUCACCCAAAUUAGAGCAAGCCACCAAAAUGAUGUAACAAGUUCCUCCUACAGACCUUUAAUUGGGCAAAACAUGCCCAGGGCAGUAGAGAAAUGUGACACAGGCUGGAGAACAUAAUCAAUGUUUUGCAAUUUAGGUGCUCAGACUGUCUGCUUGUAAAGAGAAAACAGUUUCUGCAAACAAUUCUAGUUGCCAGGUCACAGAUAGAAUUAAUGUAUAACAAAGUAAUCUUGUUCUGAACUUACCAUCUUUAUUUAAUGUUAAUGUUGGUCUUUUAAUUAUUGGUAUGUGACACUUGUGGUUGCCACAGGCUAAGAAGGUUGGCAAUUGUUUAUUUUAAAAAAAGCAGGUUUUUGUCCCAUUGUUUUGCUGUAUAAAAUUGCCUCUGCUGUAUUGAAAUGUCUAUAGAUAUCAGAAUCUCUCUGUUUAGCAGCAGAAAACCCUGGACUUUUAACCCCUUGGUGGCUACAUCACUUUAUGGCAGUUAGGGGGUUAAAUAUUGAUAAUCAACAUAUAUAUGUGUGUAUAUAUAUAUAUAUAUAUAUAUAUAUAUAUAUAUAUAUAUAUAUAUAUAUAUAUAUAUAUAUAUGAUAAAAACUAAUUUUUAAAGCAUUUCUUGUUUUUAAAUACAGAGAGAUGAUAAAUUCCCGGUUCCAAAGUACAAAAAAAAAAAUCUAGUUGCACCUUAAUUUUAACAGUUUAUUGUUUCUUAAGUUCCACUUUUUAAACUUGCACUUGUCUUGAUGUAUUAUUCCCUUUCCAAUGCUUGAAAGAGGAAUGAAAUAAAAACAGAAUAUUGGUGUAUACGUACAUA